AUGGCGAACUCUAAUCUACUCUACGCCAACUUCAAUCAGGACUACUCAUGCGUGUCAGUUGGAACGCGGAAGGGAUAUAGCAUCACGAAUUGCGAGCCAUUUGGAAGGGUCUACACUAUGAACAACGGCGCGCGCGGUAUAGUCGAGAUGCUCUUUUGCACUUCUCUUCUCGCCUUGGUCGGGGUCGCAGACGUGCCGGGAUCCAGCCCACGGAAGCUUCAGAUAGUUAAUACAAAGCGGCAAACCAUGAUCUGCGAGCUCCUUUUCCCCUCCUCAAUUCUCGCCGUCAAAAUGAACCGAAGGACCCUCGUUAUUGUACUGGAGACGGAGAUAUACAUAUACGAUAUAAGCAACAUGCGGCUGCUGCACGUAAUUGAGACGACCGCGAACCCGGAAGCCAUCUGUGCUCUUUCCCCGAACGCGGAGGCCUCAUACCUCGCUUAUCCGUCACAAGUACCUUCGCCGAACUCGCCGCUAUCCACAUACCCUGCCUCCGACGCAGCCGCAGCGUCGUCGGCUUCCAACCACCAGUCCAACGGCGAUGUGACCAUCUUCUCAACCACAUCCCUCGCUACCGCAAACAUCAUCCCAUCGGCACACAAAUCGCCCCUAUCCAUCCUCCAAAUCUCCCAGAACGGAACACUGCUGGCUACGGCGUCCGUCAAGGGCACGGUCAUUCGCGUAUGGAGCGUGCCGAAAGCGGAGAAGUUAUACCAGUUCAGAAGGGGGUCACGGGAGGCGAGGAUAUACAGCAUCGCGUUUAACCCCGUGGGCUCGCUCAUGGCCGUAAGCUCAGCGAACGAGACGGUUCACCUGUUCAAGUUGGGCCGUGGCGCAGAAAAGCCAAAGGCCCCUUCGGAUGCUACAUCUGUCAGCGACACGGGGUCCAUCGAAAGUCGAGAUGGCCCUCUAGAAGGAGGAUACGAGGCGUAUCUCGACGAGCGAAAGAAGGGCAGCGGCAGCGGCGUCUCCUCUUCCCUACGGCGGAAAUCGAUGCAACUGUCUAAGACGCUGACUCACUCCGUUGGUGGAUACCUGCCCAAUACUCUGACGGAGAUGUGGGAGCCGUCGCGAGAUUUCGCAUGGCUGCGGUUACCCAGUAGCCCGCCCGGAGUGAGGUCUAUCAUUGGGCUGAGCGGCACGAUGCCUCAGAUCAUGGUUGUAUCCUCGGAAGGCUACUUCUACUCCUACAACAUCGAUCUGGAAAGCGGGGGCGAGUGUACCCUCAUGAAGCAGUUUAGUUUGCUGGAGUCGGGGGACGAGAGCUCGAGUGUCAGUAUUACGGAAUGA
Messenger RNA from Pleurotus ostreatus (oyster mushroom), 1290 nucleotides. Its product is annotated as autophagy protein. Lineage: Eukaryota; Fungi; Basidiomycota; Agaricomycetes; Agaricales; Pleurotaceae. The transcript has 8 exons. Gene Ontology annotation, biological process: nucleophagy; protein localization to phagophore assembly site; protein lipidation. Gene Ontology annotation, molecular function: phosphatidylinositol-3,5-bisphosphate binding; protein binding; phosphatidylinositol-3-phosphate binding. The record is from RefSeq and is a predicted model, not a curated record. Gene Ontology annotation, cellular component: phagophore assembly site membrane; cytosol; extrinsic component of membrane. The coding region runs from base 1 to 1290 and encodes 429 amino acids.